AUGAGACCGUCCCUCCUGAGCAGUUUUUGCGCUUUCGUAACCGUGGUCGGGGCUGUUGGUGUUAGGCCCAGUGCCCAAUGCAAGUGCUUUCCCGGUGAUGCGUGUUGGCCGUCCAAGCAGGAAUGGGACGACUUCAAUAGCACAGUAAGCGGCCGUCUGAUCAAGACGGUCCCCUUGGGCGCUCCAUGCCAUGCUCCGAACUAUAACGCGUCGCUGUGCGCGACAUUGGCGUCGCAAUGGAAGUAUUCGGAGGUGCAUAUCGACUCGUCUUCAUCCAUUCAAGACCCGAUUUAUGCCAACCAAAGCUGUGAUCCAUUCACCUCUCACGCUUCGCCUUGCCUGAUGGGCAACUAUGUGCGAUAUGCGGUGAACGUGAGCGACCCUAGCGAUGUCGCAGCGACCCUCCAAUUUGCCCACGAAAAGAACAUCCGACUGGUGAUUCGAAACACUGCGCAUGACUACAUGGGACGUUCUACUGGGGCUGGGGCACUCGCCGUCUGGACGCACAACCUGAAGAGCAUUGAGAUCAAAGACUGGGCGGAUGCCCAAUACACCGGCAAGGCCAUCAAGAUCGGUGCUGGAAUCCAAGGCUUUGAGGUGUCUCAGAGCCUCUCCAGGCAUGGACUGGUGGCCGUGACGGGCGAAUGCCCGACCGUUGGCAUCGCUGGAGGGUAUACGCAAGGUGGCGGUCACUCCCCUCUCAGCACGGCGUACGGCCUGUCCGCCGACAACACACUGGAGUUUGAGGUCGUGACGGCCGACGGCAAGCUCGUGACGGCCAGCCCGACUUCGUCAAAAUACGCCGAUCUCUUUUUCGCCUUGAGUGGUAGUGGCGCGGGAAACUACGGCGUCGUGAUCUCAGUCACCCUUAAAGCGCACCCCGAGGCCAUCACCAGCGGCGCCGGGUUCACUCUGGACCAGCCUAACCUCGAUUACCCAGCGAUUGUCAAUACCUGGCACGCUGCACUGCCUGGGAUUCUGGACGCCGGCGGCAUGGCAACGUAUUACGCACAGAACGACACCCUCGUUGUCUAUUCCAUUACAGGCUACAACCUCACACAAUCCGACAUGGAAACGAUCCUGGCCCCAUUUAUCAAGGCCGUGGCUCCGUUGGGUGUCACCCUCAAGCCUAAGUAUACCCAGUUCGACACCUACAACGAGCACUACGACUCGUAUUACGGCCCCCUCCCCGUGGGAGUCUUCGGCUCGGCCGGUGAGUACCUCAUGGGAGGCCGCCUGCUCCAUCGAGAUACGCUCCAGCACCUUGGGGACGCGAUCAACCAGACCCUUCAGUUGGGAGUGCGCGUGAUCGGCCAAGCAACCAAUGUAAAGAAGUUUCGCUCGGAGACCAGAGCCGUCCUGCCACAAUGGCGCGAUACCCUCGUCAUGUCUUCCUAUACCCUCCCCUACAGUUUCAAUGUGCCAUUCUCCAAGAUGACGGCCGAGCAAGACUACAUCACUGACCACAUCAUGCCGAUCAUUGAAAAGGUCACUCCCAAUGCGGGUGCGUAUAUCAACGAGGCGGAUUUCCAGCAGCCCGAUUGGCAGGACGUUUUCUUUGGGCAGAAUUAUGCGCGUCUGUUGGCGAUCAAGAGGAAGUAUGAUCCGAAUGGACUGUUUUGGAAUCGGAUCGCGGUCGGGAGUGAGGGAUGGAUGACGCGACAAGACGGGAGGCUGUGUCGAGUUUGA
Messenger RNA from Penicillium argentinense, 1689 nucleotides. RefSeq names its product FAD-dependent oxidoreductase. Gene Ontology annotation, molecular function: FAD binding; oxidoreductase activity. The transcript has 2 exons. The record is from RefSeq and is a predicted model, not a curated record. Bases 1 to 1689 code for a protein of 562 amino acids. Lineage: Eukaryota; Fungi; Ascomycota; Eurotiomycetes; Eurotiales; Aspergillaceae.